Prorocentrum cordatum is the source of this 2248-nucleotide messenger RNA. The record is from the annotation of a GenBank genome assembly. NCBI's taxonomy places the organism in Eukaryota, Dinophyceae, Prorocentrales, Prorocentraceae.
GGAGUUCGGCGACUGCCUGGCCAUCGAUACCUUCGAACUGGCCGACGCCCAGGGGGCCAACGUCAUGUUCCUCAGCCAGAUCGACAUGGCCUCCAAAUGCCAGGUCGCUGUCCCGAUCACUUCCCGCAAGCCGACCGUGAUCUGGCAGGCCACGCUCGACUCCUGGCUGCUCGCGCUCGGCGUUCCGAACGUCGCGAUGGCGGACGCGGGAGGCGAGUUCGAGCGUGAAGUCAAGGAGGAGCUGGAGACCAUGGGCUCGAGGAUAGUCUCGAGCGCACACUGCGGCCCGACGCAGAGCGCCAUCGGCGAGAGGCAUGGCCAGACCUGGACGGCGCACGCUCGCGCCUUGAUCUCUGAGUUUCUCCCGACCUUCAAGAAGGAAGACCAGGUCAAGUGGCCCACGGCGACGAUCAACUACGCGGUGAACUCUGCAGUGGGCCCGCCGGGGUACUCGCCGCCCCAGCGGGCCCUGGGCCGGGGCGCCGAGCUUCCGCGCCAGCUCUUCGGCCAGCACAGCAACCUCAGGUUGCACCAGCGGAUGCAAGACGACGACGAGCCGAGCUUCAGGCAGCGCGUCGGACUACUCAGCGCAGCGAAGCGCUCGGUGGCCGCGCCGGAGGCCGACCACAAGAUCAGCGAGGCAUUCCUCGCCAAGGGCAGAGCUGCAGCUACGGCGCCAGCGGCUGCAACGCGCCAGAUCGGCGACCAAGUGUACUACUGGAAAGGACUGGGCAAGGCCCGUGCCAAGAAGCGCUGGGCAGCACGCUGGCACGGACCAGCGGCGGUCAUCGGGCACGAGUCCAACAACCUGUGGCUGGCGCACCGCAACCUCGCCAUGCAGGCGUCGGCGCGGCGCGUCAGAGCAGCGGGGGCGCCGGAGCUGGUCGACUGGAAGGAUGUCUUCGAGCGUGCGGAGGGUGCGAGCGGGCCUGCCGCCUCAAGACCAUCACGGUGGUCACCGCCCGGGCCGGGUGGCCAGGCCCCGGCGGGGGUCGACGACGAGGCGCCGCAGGUCGCCGACCCACCUCCUACCGACGUCGGCCACGACCGCACUUACUGUGCCAUGACAAUCGAUGAGCACGCUCGCGCGCCCAUGGACGAGGAGCAACAUUCCGCCGCUGGAGGGCCUCAGGACCCAUGUACUCCCAAGAAGCCCCCGAGCAAGUGCCUGCGCUCCCUGGGCGGCCCACUGGACCGCCAGAACACCCCGAGGGGGAAGCGCCUCCUCAACCGCCUGAAGAAUCCCAAGACGCCCUGCCUCCUCUUCAUGAUCCAAAUCUUCCUUCUCCCAAUCGCCACGAUAAUGGGGAGACGCCGCAGGUGCAGAAUAUGGAUGGCCCUGCGCUUCAAGAAGAUCGCCGCGAGGGCGAAGAAGCGCCGCAUCAAGAGAUGCUAUUGGACCAAGGCUGCGAGGUCCACGGAGGUCAACUUGGACGCCGUCUCAUGCGAAAGUAUCAGGGAGCUCAUGGCAGCCAUGGAAGACGAGUGGGAGAAGUGGGCGGCGUUCGGAGCUGCGCGAAGAUGCCCAGGCCACGAGCUCAAGCAGCAUCUCGCCAACGGCGCCAAGGUCGUGGGCACGCGCUGUGUGGUCACGCUGAAGCAGACCAAGAGGUCCAGGUACAAGUCUCGACUGGUAGUUCUGGGCUGCCAGGAGCGCUCCGCCGACAUCAGGCGCCCCACGGACCCGGGCAAGGUGUUCUACGCGCAGGGCUCGAUCUACGGUGCCAAGGAUGCGGGGCCCGCCUGGUAUUACUACGACGGGGGGCUCCAGAUGGCAAUGCACAGACACGUUGACGACUUGCUGGUUGCCAGGAAGGCUGCAAGCCCCACGGUCGACAAGACGCCGGGGGAGAUGGCUGAGUUUCUACAUCUGGAGAGACGCGACGGGGAGUUUGAGCGCUGCGGAGUGCACAUCAGGUAUGCCGCGGCAGAGAUCUACGUCACGCAGGUUAAGGCGGUCAAGGCCGUGGAGCAUACCCCCAUCGCCCCGGGCAGGAAGAAGGUUCCAGACGGACAGGCAACCAUGGAGGAGCUGAGCAUGUUUCGCAGCACGCACGGGCAACUACAGUGGCUGGCGCAUCGCUCGAGGCCCGACAUAGUUUUCGAGCAGAACAGGCUUGCGCAGAGGACGUCAGAGCUGAAGGUCCAGGACUUCAUCGAUGCCAACAAGCUCGUGGACUACGUCGAGCAGAACAUCGAGUGCGGCCUGCACUUCUGCAGGGGCGUCGUGGACAUCAGCGCAGCGUGA